Molecule: messenger RNA, 1025 nt
Organism: Neltuma alba
Lineage: Eukaryota; Viridiplantae; Streptophyta; Magnoliopsida; Fabales; Fabaceae
Product: Golgi apparatus membrane protein-like protein ECHIDNA
Exons: 6
Coding region: 170-721 (183 amino acids)
Biological process (GO): protein secretion; vesicle-mediated transport
Cellular component (GO): Golgi membrane
Source: RefSeq, a predicted model, not a curated record
ACAGAGACCCGAGACGAGGGUUGUAGUCUGAAGUGAUCGCGGAGGGAGCAAACGAUAGAAUUCGCAAGAUCUGUUGUAUUGAAAAAAAGAAUUUGCAAGAUCUGUUAUGGUCGUGACCGUAAGCUUUGCCUCCAUAACUUUUUAGAAGCUUUAUUCCUUCUCGUACAACAUGGAUCUCAACCAGCCUGUGGGUGAAAACUACGCCAAUCCAAAGACUUGCUUCUUUCAUGUUCUAUUCAAGGCUGCAGCCUUGGCAUUUUACAUUCUCUCUGCCCUUUUCAUUGAUAACUUUGUCAUCAUAUUUGUGGUGACUGUCCUUCUUGCUGCUCUUGAUUUUUGGGUCGUCAAGAAUGUCAGUGGGCGUAUUUUAGUUGGUUUGAGGUGGUGGAAUGAAAUAAAUGAUCUGGGUGAAAGUGUCUGGAGAUUUGAAUCCCUUGACCAAGAGUCACUGGCCCGGAUGAAUAAGAAGGAUUCCUGGCUUUUCUGGUGGACCCUUUACCUUGCGGCAAUUGCUUGGAUCGUGCUCGGAAUAUUCUCACUCAUAAGGCUUCAAGCUGAUUAUCUCCUUGUCAUAGGAGUUUGUUUGACCCUAAGCAUUGCAAAUAUUGUGGGUUUUACCAAAUGCCGAAAAGACGCUAAGAAGCAGAUUCAACAGUUUGCCACUCAGACAAUCGCCUCGCGGGUCACAUCUUCCAUACAGACAGCAUUUAGUGUUGUCUGAGUUAUCCGUCACCAAGGAUGUUAAUGGUAGCCGAACAAGUGCAUUAUAGGAUACGUUUUGGUGGUUUGUAAAAAAAAACAACUAUUUCUGCCAGCAUCAGAUUGGGCUGCGUCUGAAUUGAACUAUCGGAGGUGCGAGACGGGAUAUUCUGAAAUUUUGUACUUGAUCAUAUGUAAUGGAUUGAGUGAGACUGGCGAGAUUACACAGCAGAUACUAGAUGCAAUUUCUUUAUUUCUGAUGUAAAUCAUACUCGUCAUUUAUUAUUUUCCGCCGUUGGUAAAGAGAAUUUUACAUUUAGACUCAA